Saccoglossus kowalevskii is the source of this 6070-nucleotide messenger RNA. Its product is annotated as creatine kinase, flagellar-like. Gene Ontology annotation, biological process: phosphocreatine biosynthetic process. The record is from RefSeq and is a predicted model, not a curated record. Gene Ontology annotation, molecular function: creatine kinase activity. NCBI's taxonomy places the organism in Eukaryota, Metazoa, Hemichordata, Enteropneusta, Harrimaniidae.
GAACUCAUUACAUGCCAAGUUGUAGCGUUUCAUUACUGUCGGCAGCACUCGUCCAAGGAACAUUCUGUUUAUUUUUUGCUUAGAAUUUGUCAGUAAUUGUGAAAUAUGGGUUGCGGUGGAUCCAAAGCAGAUACUGCGUCCGAGCUUGCAAAAGCUGGUCCCAACUAUCCUGAUCUAUCAAAGCAUAACAACUGGAUGUCUAAAUGCAUGACACCUGCCAUCUAUGCAAAGUUGAAAGAUCUCAAGACAGAAUCUGGAUUUACUUUAGACAAGUUGAUUCAAACUGGUGUGGACAAUCCUGGUCAUCCAUUUAUCAUGACUGUUGGGUGUGUAGCAGGUGAUGAAGAAAGCUACAAGACAUUUGCUGAUUUACUUGACCCAGUCAUCGAUGGUCGUUUCAAUGGUUAUGGGAAAGAUGCUAAGCACAAAACUGAUCUCAAUCCUGAUCAUUUGUGUGGUGGAGAUGAUUUGGAUCCCAAUUAUGUUUUGUCUUCAAGAGUGCGUACUGGGCGUAGUAUCCGUGGAUAUGCUUUACCUCCACAAUGCUCACGUGCAGAGAGACGAGAUGUGGAGAAGAUCUGUGUAGAUGCACUAGGUAAACUUGAUGGUUCACUGAAAGGUAAAUACUUUCCUCUCAAUAGUAUGUCAGAUGAAGAACAAGAAAAGCUGAUUGAAGAACACUUUUUGUUUGAUAAACCAGUAUCUCCUUUACUCCUUGCAUCAAGAAUGGCACGUGAUUGGCCUGAUGCACGUGGUAUCUUUCACAAUGACGAAAAGAAUUUCCUUGUAUGGAUCAAUGAAGAAGACCACACUCGUGUCAUUUCCAUGGAAAAGGGUGGUAACAUGAAAGCAGUUUUCACUCGCUUCUGUGAUGGGCUCAACAAAGUGGAGGCUUCAAUCAAGGAGAAGGGAUACGAGUUCAUGUGGAAUCCUCAUCUUGGCUAUGUGCUUACCUGCCCAUCCAACUUGGGUACUGGUCUUCGUGCUGGUGUACAUGUCAAGCUGCCCAACCUCUGCAAGCAUAAAAAGUUUGAUGAUAUUCUGUUGAAGCUUCGUUUACAAAAACGUGGUACUGGUGGUGUUGAUACUGAGUCAACUGAUGGUAUCUUUGAUAUGUCUAACCUUGAUCGUUUAGGAAAAUCUGAAGUCCAACUAGUACAGCUUGUUGUUGAUGGUAUCAAAUUACUUGUUGAAAUGGAAAAGAAGUUAGAGAAAGGUGAAGCAAUAGAUGAUCUUGUUCCUGGUGCCAAACGUGAUCCUGAUCUUGCUGGUUACCCAGAUUUAUCUAAGCACAACAAUCAUAUGGCUAAUUGCCUGACACCUCAGAUAUACAAGAAGCUGAAAGAUCUGAAAACACCUAGUGGAUUUACUUUGGAGCAGGUUAUUCGUACUGGAGUUGAGAACCCCGGUCAUCCAUUCAUUAUGACUGUUGGGUGUGUUGCCGGUGAUGAAGAGAGUUAUGAGGUGUUUGCUGACCUUUUCGAUCCAAUUAUAGAUAGUCGCCACAACGGGUAUGGAAAAGAUGCCAAACAUAAAACCGAUCUAAAUGCAGAAAACCUCAAGGGUGAGGCCUUUGAUGAAGCAUACGUGUUGUCUUGUCGUGUACGUACUGGUCGUAGUAUAAGAGGAUACAGUCUACCACCCCAUUGCACUAAAGAAGAGAGAAAGGAAGUAGAGAAGAUCACAACCGAAGCUUUGGCCAAGUUAGAUGGUGCAUACAAAGGCACUUAUUAUCCAUUAGAGGGUAUGACUUCUGAAACACAAGACAAACUGAUUGAAGACCACUUUUUGUUCGAUAAACCAGUCUCACCUUUGCUAACUGCAUCAAAUAUGGAUCGUGAUUGGCCUGAUGCACGUGGUAUCUUUCACAAUGACGAGAAAAACUUUCUACUUUGGGUCAAUGAGGAAGACCACACACGUGUCAUUUCCAUGCAAAGUAAUGGAAACAUGAAAGAAGUCUUCACUCGUUUCUGUGAGGGUCUAAACAAAGUAGAAGCAGCCAUUAAAGAUCAAGGCAAAGAAUUCAUGUGGAAUGAACACUUAGGUUUUGUAUUGACCUGUCCUUCUAACCUUGGUACAGGUCUGCGUGCAGGUGUUCAUGUCAAAUUACCGAAACUUAGCAAACAUGAGCAGUUUGACACCAUAUUGGAUGCAUUGCGCCUUCAGAAGCGCGGUACUGGUGGUGUAGAUACUGCUUCUACUGAUGGUACCUUUGACAUCUCAAACUCUGAUCGUCUUGGUUACUCUGAGGUAGAAUUGGUACAGAUGGUUGUUGAUGGUGUCAAUCUAUUGGUUGCAAUGGAGAAGAAACUUGAGAAAGAUGAAUCUAUUGAUGAGCUCCUGCCAGAAGCUGCAAAACCCAAGAAGAAAGUAGAGGUCUUCAGUAGUAACUUCCCAGAUCUCUCCAAGCAUAAUAACUUCAUGUCCAAGUGUCUGACUGAGGAAAUGUACAACUCCCUGAAAGAUAAGAAGACUAGUUCCGGUUUUACAUUGGACGACUGCAUUCAAACUGGUGUGGACAACCCUGGUCAUCCAUUCAUUAUGACUGUGGGCUGUGUUGCAGGUGAUGAAGAAAGUUAUGAUGUGUUUGCUGAUUUCUUUGACCCAAUCAUUGAUGCCCGACAUGGUGGUUAUGGAAAAGAUGCUAAACACAAGACUGAUCUGAAUCCUGACAAUCUCAAAGGUGAUGGUGUCUUUGAUGAAGCAUUCGUUUUGUCGACUCGUGUCCGCACUGGUCGUUGCAUUAGAGGUUAUCCUUUGCCACCCCAUAAUAACAGGGCAGAGCGCAGAGCUGUUGAAAAGUUGGUUACCACUGCAUUAGCAACCCUGGAUGGUCCACUCAAGGGAAAAUAUUAUCCUUUGAAUAACAUGUCUGUCAAAGAUCAAGAAAAGCUUAUUGAAGAUCACUUUUUGUUUGAUAAACCAGUAUCUCCUCUUCUUCUAUCCUCAAAUAUGGCACGUGAUUGGCCUGAUGCACGUGGUAUCUGGCACAACAAUAACAAGAACUUUCUUGUCUGGGUCAAUGAAGAAGACCACACUCGUGUCAUUUCAAUGGAAACUGGUGGAAAUAUGCGUAGUGUGUUUACUCGAUUCUGUGAAGGCCUCCAAAAAGUGGAAACUUCCAUAAAGAAAUCUGGUAAAGAAUUCAUGUGGAAUGAGCAUUUGGGCUACGUGCUGACUUGCCCAUCUAACUUGGGUACGGGUCUUCGUGCAGGGGUACAUGUUAAACUGGAAAAUCUGUGCAAGCAUGAGAAGUUCAAUGACAUGCUGGAUAACCUCCGUCUACAGAAACGUGGCACUGGUGGUGUUGAUACAGCUUCUACCAAUGGUAUCUUUGAUGUUUCAAAUGCAGAUCGUCUUGGCUACUCUGAAGUUGAACUAGUACAAAUGGUCCUCAACGGGGUCAAUCUAUUGAUAAAGAUGGAGAAGAAGCUGAUUGCUGGUGAAGCCAUUGAUGAUUUGAUUCCAACAGAGAAGAUAAAGAAUGCAGAUGAUGUUAAACUAGAAGAUGAACCUGCAGCUACAGAGGCACCAGCAACAGAGCAGGCUGCUGAAUAAAAGAUUUUUUUUCUUUAACUGUUGCUGAUCAGUAUUGAGUCACCAAUUUGAAAGCAUGUAACAUCUGUAUGUUGUGGUCAGUCUAAACAUGAAUAAAUAGAAUGUACAUAUUGUAAUUAUAAUUAUGAAUGUUUAGUUUUAAUUAAUUUAAGGACUAACAUUGAUGCCAUUUUCAUCAAAAAGAUUUAUUACACUUAGCAUAGAUUGUGUGGUGCUAUAUUUAACUCAUUGCCAAUUCUUCAGAAGUGUGUAUGUUCAGUUGUUUGGUUCAUCCUUUUAUGUACUUUUAAAACCAUAGAUUUUGUGGUGCUAUAUUUCUAUUCUUGAAAGUAAUUUACACCAGUUAAAGAAUAAAUGCUUACAGUAUCUAAUACUUCUAGAAUCUAGCCAUGACAUUAUAGCGACUGCCAUUUAUUUUAAGAUUGCAGUUUUUUGCAUUUCCUUUUUUCAUUCUUUUGAAAAAAAUGAUAAAAACACCUCACUUUUUGGAUUUUGCCAAAGUGUAGUAACUUGUGUAAGUUCUAGAGAUUAAAUAUAUUGUAUUAUGUAAAUAAUGUACCUACAUAGAGUUUAGUAUCUUGAGAGUACUAUUAUUCAGUUUGAAAAUCUAAAAGGAUAAGGCUUUCCAAGUACUAAAAAGGCGUUGUGCAUAGUUGACUUAAAUUUUACCAAAUAAAUUGUACAUAAUUUGACAGCAAACUUGUUUUGAAAAGAUAUUUUCUAUUCAUUGCUUCUUUAAAGCUCUAUGAUUGUAUUGCCAUCAAAUCAUAAACAUGUCAAGAAAAAACAGUUCUAUGGCAUUGGUGUGACAAAACAAAGAAAACACACUAAAUUCUUACGAUUGUCAAAGUUAUUUGAAUUUCAUCAAGUAAGUUGUAAAUCCAUUUCCUAACAAGUUUGUUUGCAAAUCUUGCAUACCCUAAUUUUUUGAGGUUUGUAAAAGUAAUUUUUGUGGUUUGAAAAUUUGUUUUUACAUGUACUAUGCUUUCUUAAGCCAUUUCAACAUUAGCCAGCAUUAUCAACUUUGACUUUUUUUAAAUGUUUAUAAACAUUGUUGAACAGUCUGUCUAUAGCAGACUAAUUCAUAAAUUCAGAAUAAUUUUUGAACCCAACAAUUAGAGUGGUGAAAGUGUUGAGGUGGAUUACACAUGUCAUAAGUAGGUAAUGACUUUACAAUUUGUACUGAUUUGGUCAUUUGACCUAGGUUACAUUUCAAGAAAUGUACUUUUUCUACCACAUGCAAAAUGCAUGUUUUGUUCAGGAGAGUUUAUACAGGGACGUUAUUUACCUCCCUAGUUUAUAUUUGAACAAAUCUGUAAUUAUGUCUGAAUACAUUUUUACUACACUCACAACUUGUGUACAGCCAACCAAUCAUUAGUACGCUGUAAGUCUGUAAUAUAAAACAUCCUAACUGCUUAAUGCGACUGUUCAAUUAUUUUGUACAUUAUAAUAGAUAAUUGAACUAAAACACACAGUUGCUGUAUAGUACAUGUUGUAUGUGGUGCCUCACAUCAAACUCAAUGUAGUGAUGUGAUGAAGGGACUGGAUGGGAAUGUCAAAUGGUGACCCACGAUAUUUCAUUGUUGUCGUACAGUGGUAUCUCAAUAUUAUAUUUACAAUAUUUCAUUAUGUAGGCAGUUCACUAGUUUAAAUUUACAGUACCAAAUACAGAACCCUUCCACUAGUACUAUUAGUUUUGGAUUUCAAUGCACUGUUGAAAUGUUAUUAGUUUUAGAAAAAGUUUCAAGAUUGACCAUUACCUUUAUUUAUGCUCUGCAAAGCUGUUUGUGCUGUUCUAUUAAACUCAUUUAAUUGAACUAAAUGUUCAGUACGACUCACUGUUUACUCUUGUAUCAGGAGAUUAAAUGUUUGUGAUUUAGUCGUUUACUUUUUUCAUUGCAACAUAUUUUGAAAUUCGUAAUGAGCAUUUUUAUACUAACAAAGUCGGUGACCCAUCUUUACAUUUUGUCAUGUGCAAAAAUGAAACUAUUGGUCUGUCUUGUAGCUUAAGAAAUGUGUUUAUUUACACAAAAUUUGAAUACACACACGACUGUGCUCGUAUAUAUUGUGAAAAUUAUUUGUAUUACCAUUUCUCUGUUAAUAUUUGGGUGUAUAAAAUUUUUUCCAAAAUCAGUAUCCUUAUGUAAUUCACCUCGUUUUACUACGCAUUUCAUAAAAGCGUGCUACUGUAGCUUUAAGAAUUUUCAGAUAAAAUAAUCAUUUAAUGUUCAUAUUUUAAGGUCAAAUUUCUCUUUAUCCCAUCUUGUGGAGACGUCUAUUUUUAUACAUUGUACAGUCCUGUUUGUUGCAGGACUGAUGAGGAGUUCCACGGAACUGACUGAUCCCGUCCACUUUUUUUAGCUUCAUGAAGUGUCUUUCUACAUACAUUUUGAGCUUGAUUGUACAUAAUGUUUGCGAAAACGUUUUUAAAUAACCUUUAUUCAUUCUUUAAAAAAAUGUUAUUUAAAUUUGGAGAAAUGAAUGCAAUAAAAUGCUUAGUGUUCUUGAACAA